GACCGGUCAUCGUCAGGAGGGUCCCGGUGGGUUGUUCUGUCUGCCGGCAGACAGGUAAAAAUGUUGGCCAUCCUGUGUGCGCUGCUUUUAUCCCCGUACAACCCGGCCGGCGCCGUUUUUCAGAAACUUUACUGCACCAUCUCCGACAGCUGCGACUGCGACUUUAAGCCGAGUGUCAGAGACUUAGAGUGGGACCUCUACAAGAAUGUCUACGGCCAACACCUGGCCCAGGACAUCGUGUCAGAGGAGGUGGCAAGGUUCCUUCAGGAAAAAAAACCCGAUCGGCCCCUGGUGCUGUCCUUCCAUGGCUCCAGUGGGACAGGAAAGACACUGGUCAGCUCCAUGCUGGGAAAUCAUCUGUACGGCUCGGCCAUGAGCAGCCCAUACGUCCACCAGUUGGUUCCCACGCUGCACUUUCCCUUACACCAGCACGUCAAUGAGUACAGGGAGGACUUGAGGAGCUGGGUGCAGGGGAACCUGACGGAGUGCGCUCGCUCUAUCUUCAUUUUUGACGAGAUGGAGAAGAUGCCUCCGGGCCUCAUCGAUGUCCUGGAACCCUUCCUGGGUCCCUCCCACGUUGUGUUUCGCACCAACUACCGCAAGGCCAUCUACAUCUUCAUCAGCACCGUAGGAGAGGAGGCGAUAAACAGACUGGCUCUGGAGAACCGGCGGGCUGGACAGGACAGGGAGGAGAUCAGGUUGGCCGACCUGCAGGAGGCCAUCGAACAGACAGUUUACAACAACAACACAAGCGGCUUCUUCCAGUCCAGGAUCAUCCAGCAGAAUCUGAUCACCCGCUUCGUUCCCUUCCUGCCGCUGAGCCGACGCCACGUCGAGCGCUGCGCCCGCUCGCAGCUCUGCCAGCGGGGCAGCUGUGCACGCAGCGACGUGGUGGAGGCAGUAGGGGGUGACAUGACCUACACUCCCGUCCAGGGUCAGUACUUCUCCACCACCGGCUGUAAGGCUGUCCCUGCCAAAAUCAACAUCUUCCUUUGAGCUGGGGGGGGGGGCUGUGUGUUGAUUUUUAUUUUUUAUUUUUUUUUUAUUACUUUUUAAAGACUGAAAGGGAAGAAACAGAGCUCUGAGUCUGUCUGAAUCAGUUUCUGCCACAUGGAGCUCAGAGGUCAGGGCAGCGUCUCUGGAGCAGAAAGACAUUCAGAGUCAAGGACGCCUCCUGCACUUGGAAUCAAAGGGAAUCGAACUCAUAUCCCUCUGGAUUCAAAGCACUUUUGUGCAUCCAGUGCUGAGUUUCCCCGAAGAUGACGUUGCUUUCGCAGUCGAUGCCCGUCCAUCUGUGAGCACAGGAGAGUUUCUUCCCUGAGCUUUGUUCAGCGUCUGACCCGGGAGUCAUGCCACACUCUACCUCGAACCCAACAGGACCUUUCAUUUAUGAACUUUAAUUUGGUACAGUGUGGUGUCAGAUUUCAAAGGCUGCAGCUGG
Xiphias gladius (swordfish) is the source of this 1441-nucleotide messenger RNA. RefSeq names its product torsin family 2, member A (gene tor2a). Gene Ontology annotation, cellular component: endoplasmic reticulum lumen; nuclear envelope. The record is from RefSeq and is a predicted model, not a curated record. The coding region runs from base 61 to 996 and encodes 311 amino acids. Gene Ontology annotation, molecular function: ATP hydrolysis activity; ATP binding. NCBI's taxonomy places the organism in Eukaryota, Metazoa, Chordata, Actinopteri, Istiophoriformes, Xiphiidae. The transcript is spliced from 5 exons.